Molecule: messenger RNA, 1005 nt
Organism: Castor canadensis (American beaver)
Lineage: Eukaryota; Metazoa; Chordata; Mammalia; Rodentia; Castoridae
Product: olfactory receptor 7D4-like
Biological process (GO): G protein-coupled receptor signaling pathway
Cellular component (GO): membrane
Molecular function (GO): olfactory receptor activity; G protein-coupled receptor activity
Source: RefSeq, a predicted model, not a curated record
UCAAGUGAUAUGGAAGGAGAAAACCACACAUCAAUAUCACGAUUUUUGCUCUUGUGCCUCUCUGAUGAUCAUGAAUUACUGCCAUUUUUAUUUGGACUGUUCCUGUUGAUGUACUUGGGAGCAAUGCUUGGGAACCUUCUCAUCAUCCUGGCUGUCAGCUCUGACUCACACCUCCACACCCCCAUGUACUUCUUCCUCUCCAACCUGUCUUUUGUUGACAUCUGUUUCAUCUCCACCACAGUCCCAAAGAUGCUGGUGAACAUCCAGGCACAAAACAAAGACAUCUCCUAUAGUGGGUGUCUCACUCAGGUGUGUUUUAUAAUAAUUUUUGCUGGAAUGGAAAAUUUCCUAUUAUCUGUGAUGGCAUUUGACCGCUUUGUUGCUAUCUGUAAUCCCCUUAACUACAUGGUCAUCAUGAGCCCUCAAUUCUGUGCCUUUCUGGUUCUGAUGUCUUGGUUUAUUAUAUUCUGGAUCUCUAUCCUUUAUAUUCUACUUAUUAAGCAACUGACAUUCAUGGUAGACACUGAAAUCCCACAUUUCUUCUGUGAAUUAGCUCAGGUCCUCAAGGUGGCCAGCUCAGACACCUUCAUCAAUAUCAUCUGCCUGUAUGUGACAGCUGCAUUGUUGGGUGCAAUUCCUAUGGUUGGGAUCCUUUUCUCCUACUAUCAAAUUGUCUGUUCCUUAUUGAGGAUUUCUUCUGUUGUGAGCAAGUAUAAGGCAUUUUCCACCUGUGGCUCUCACCUCUGUGUGGUCUGUUUGUUUUAUGGAACAGGUAUUAGUGUUAAUCUCAGUUCUGCAGUGAGCCGUUCUUCCCAGAGAAGCAUGAUUUUCUCAGUGAUGUACACUGUGGUCACUCCCAUGUUAAACCCUUUCAUCUACAGCCUGAGGAACAAGGAUGUAAUAGGGGCCCUGAGAAAACACCUCAGCAGAGCAGUAUCUUGUCCUUCAUUUAUUAGUGACUUCAGAACUAAGUGGACAUUGAGGUCCAUUAGGAGCACACCUUGA